This is a messenger RNA of Rotaria sp. Silwood2, 552 nucleotides long. The record is from the annotation of a GenBank genome assembly. NCBI's taxonomy places the organism in Eukaryota, Metazoa, Rotifera, Eurotatoria, Philodinida, Philodinidae.
AUGGCUCCACCAAAAUAUGCUGAUCUUAACAAACAAGUAUCAGAUAUAUUUAAUAAAGGCUUUUUUUUUAAUUUAUUUAAACUUGAUGUUAAAACACGUUCGGCCAAUGGAGUUAAUUUUAAUAUAAUUGGUGAACAUAAUACUGAAACAGCACGAACAUUUGGUAGUCUUGAAACUAAAUAUGUAGUUCCAACAUAUGGUUUAACAUUUUUGGAAAAAUGGAAUACAGAUAAUUUACUUAAAUGUGAAAUAACAGCUGAUGAUCAAUUAGCACAAGGUUUUAAAGUUGUUUUUGAUGCUAGUCUUGUUCCACAUACAGGAAAAAAAACAGCUGAACUUCGUACAACUUAUGUACAUGAUAAAGCACAAAUUGAAACAAAUAUUGGUUCGGAUGCUGCUGGUCCUAUACUUAAUGGUGCUAUUGUUUUGGGUUAUCAAGGUUGGUUAGCUGGAUAUCAAUAUGUUUAUAGUACAACGAAAGCUGGAUUAACAAAAAGUAAUUUUGCUCUUGGUUAUAAAGCAAAAGAUUUUACAUUAUUUGCUAAUUUAUGA